UGGGAUUCCCUUUGGAAUGACGCGCAGGGAGGCGCUCCAAAGCACCAAUUGUCCAUUUAUGGGUUGUUUCUUGCCUGGCUCAUUCCGUCAACCAGCAGCCACAAAGUUUAACUUUCUAGAGCAGUCGCUCACUGUAGUACAGUGCGCUCUGAGCGGCUUCCCGGUGCGGCGUACACUAUUAUGGAGCGGCGACACUGGUCCUGAGGAGACAUUAACAUCACCAGAAAAAAGAAAAAAAAAGGACAUCGCGCCAUCACCUUGAUACUUCCACAAAGGUUUUCUUUAUUUUAAUAGACAGUUGCGAAACGGAUUAUAACAAAGGAUCAGCUGCGGUCUGAUAAAGGAAUAAAAAUGGGGAGCCGGGGACACUACCGGUACCACUGGCAAAGCCACAAUGUUAAGCAGAGUGGUGUGGAUGACAUGGUGCUGCUCAGCAAGAUCAGCGAGGAUGCCAUUGUGGAAAACCUAAAGAAAAGAUACAUGGAUGACUUCAUUUUUACGUACAUUGGUCCUGUGCUCAUCUCUAUAAACCCUUUCAAGCAAAUGCCUUACUUUGGGGACAAAGAAAUUGAGAUGUACCAAGGCGCAGCUCAGUAUGAGAACCCACCUCAUAUCUAUGCACUAGCUGAUAACAUGUACAGAAACAUGAUGAUUGAUCGUGAGAACCAAUGUGUCAUUAUCAGUGGUGAGAGUGGAGCAGGAAAGACAGUAGCAGCAAAGUACAUCAUGAGCUACAUCUCCAAAGUUUCCGGUGGAGGUCCUAGAGUACAGCAUGUUAAAGACAUCAUUCUGCAGUCCAAUCCUCUGCUGGAAGCCUUUGGAAAUGCUAAGACCGUGAGGAACAACAACUCCAGUCGAUUUGGGAAAUACUUUGAGAUUCAGUUCAGUUCCGGCGGUGAGCCAGAUGGUGGGAAAAUCUCCAACUUCCUUUUGGAAAAGUCACGUGUUGUUAUGCGGAAUCCUGGAGAGAGAAGCUUUCACAUCUUCUACCAGUUAAUAGAGGGAGCAGGUGCAGACCAGAAAAGCAGUUUGGGCAUCACCAACUUGGAUUACUACUCUUACCUCAACCAGUCAGGUUCCUACAAGGUUGAAGAUAUUAAUGACAAGCACGAUUUCCAGGAAACCAUGCAUGCUAUGGAUGUGAUCGGUAUCUCAGGGAUGGAUCGCAACAUGGUGCUGCAGAUUGUGGCAGGAAUUCUUCACCUUGGCAACAUUGCCUUCAGGGAGGCAGGGAAUUAUGCUGCUGUUGAAAAUGAUGAGUUUCUGGCAUUUCCUGCCUUUCUUUUGGGCAUCGAUCAGCACCGUCUGAAAGAAAAACUCACCAGCCGUAAGAUGGAUGGCAAGUGGGGGGGCAAAUCAGAGUCCAUAGACGUGACGUUGAAUGUGGAACAGGCUUGUUUCACACGAGAUGCUCUCUCUAAAGCUUUGCACUCUCAUGUUUUCGACUACCUGGUAGAGUCAAUUAAUAAAGCUAUGGUGAAGGACCAUCAAGAGCUGAACGUUGGAGUAUUGGAUAUCUAUGGUUUUGAGAUAUUCCAGAAAAAUGGAUUUGAACAGUUCUGUAUCAACUUUGUGAAUGAAAAACUGCAGCAGAUUUUCAUUGAGUUGACUCUUAAAGCUGAACAGGAUGAAUAUGUACAGGAAGGAAUCCGAUGGACUCCUAUAGAGUACUUCAACAACAAGAUCGUCUGUGACCUCAUUGAGAGUAAAAUUAAUCCUCCAGGGAUCAUGAGUAUACUGGAUGAUGUUUGUGCUACGAUGCAUGCGAAGGUUGAAGGCGCAGAUCAGACUAUGCUGCAGAAGCUCAGAAUGCAGAUCAAUAACCACGAGCACUUUAACAGCUGGAAUCAGGGCUUCAUCAUCCACCAUUAUGCUGGCAAGGUGUCCUAUGAUGCAGAAGGCUUCUGUGAGAGGAACAGGGAUGUGCUGUUUACGGACCUGAUCGAGCUGAUGCAGAGCAGUGAAAUACCUUUCAUCCGUUCCCUGUUCGUGGAAAACCUCAAUGCUGAGAAGAAAGGCAGGCCCACUACUGCAGGGAGUAAAAUCAAGAAACAAGCGAACGAUCUGGUGAGUACGCUAAUGAAGUGUACACCUCACUACAUCCGCUGUAUCAAACCCAAUGAGUCUAAGAAGCCCAAAGACUGGGAGGAGAGCAGAAUGAAGCACCAGGUGGAGUAUCUUGGUCUGAAGGAGAAUAUUAGAGUGAGGCGUGCCGGUUAUGCAUACAGAAGAGUCUUUUGCAAGUUCUUGAACAGGUAUGCCAUUCUGACUAAGGAGUCCUGGCCAACGUGGCGCGGGGAUGAGAAGCAGGGUGUGCUGCACCUCCUGCGCUCUGUAAACAUGGAACAGGACCAGUAUCAGCUUGGACACACCAAAGUUUUCAUCAAAGCCCCAGAGUCGCUCUUCCUGCUGGAGGAGACGAGAGAUCGUAAAUUCGAUGGUUAUGCCAGAGCCAUUCAGACAGCAUGGCGAAAAUAUUGUGCCCGCAAGAAAUAUGUUCAGAUGAGAGAGGAGGCCUCUGAUCUGCUGCUGAACAGGAAGGAGAGGAGAAGAAACAGCCUGAACAGGAACUUUGUGGGUGAUUAUAUUGGUAUGGAUGACCGGCCCGAGCUGAGGCAAUUUUUGGGCAAGAGGGAGAAGAUUGAUUUUUCGGACAAAGUCACCAAAUAUGACAGGCGAUUUAAGGGCAUUAAGAGAGACCUGAUCCUCACCCCUAAAUCAAUUUACCUGAUUGGAAGAGAAAAAGUAAAACAGGGGCCGGAGAAGGGACUGGUGAAAGAGGUCCUGAAGCGUAAAAUUGAUGUUGAGAAGAUUCUGGCUGUUUCUCUGAGCAUAAUGCAGGAUGACUUUAUGAUCCUACACGAGGAGGAGUAUGACAGCCUCCUGGAGUGUGUAUUUAAGACGGAGUUCAUCAGUUUACUGGCACGCAGAUAUGAAGAGAGAACACAGAAAAAACUACCUCUUAAAUUUAGCACCACGCUGGAAAUGAAAGUGAAGAAAGAAGGAUGGGGACCCUGGAAUGCAGGAGGAUCCAGACAGGUGCAGUUCAUCCAGGGACAGGGGGAUGUAGCUGUGCUGCGACCCUCUAACAAAAUGCUGCAGGUCAGCAUUGGACAAGGUCUGCCCAAGAACUCACGUCCUACAAAGAAAGGCAUCAUCACUCAAAACCGCUCCAACAUGUCCAGGUCGCACCACCACACCCCAACACGCUUCGCACCUGCCCCCCCAGUUGCUCACCAGAAUGGAGCACCAAAGAAUGCCAAUCACACCGCCAAUCAAAGGAACUCACAACAUCACAGCAAUCAGAGGCCGACAUCAGGAAAUACAGCCCGCCCCUUCCUGCCUUCUAAUGUCAGUCAGCGCAAGGACAGGGGCAGCAGACAGGCACCCCAGCAACACAACCUGGAUUUCCUUAAAGUACCAGAUCAAGGGGCUGCAGGCAGAAAUCGGCAAGCAUCUGGAAAUGGAGGAAUGGCCCACAGACAGUCCACCUCCAGGCCCACUCCAGGAGGUGGCCGUCCCAAACCUGCCCCCAAGCCCAAGCCCCAGGUGCCUCAGUGUAAGGCUCUUUAUGCUUAUGAUGCCCAAGAUACAGAUGAGCUCAGUUUCAACGCAGAUGACAUCAUUGAAAUUGUUAAAGAAGAUGCCUCUGGUUGGUGGACUGGUAGACUCAGAGGUAAACAAGGCCUUUUUCCAAACAACUACGUGACCAAGAUCUAACCUCUUCUGAUGUUGACAAGGGACCAGAGUUUUUGAAUCUCAGCAGACUCAUUAAAGGAAAAGGAC
Xyrauchen texanus (razorback sucker) is the source of this 3786-nucleotide messenger RNA. Its product is annotated as unconventional myosin-Ie-like. Gene Ontology annotation, biological process: vesicle transport along actin filament; actin filament organization. The coding region runs from base 352 to 3720 and encodes 1122 amino acids. The record is from RefSeq and is a predicted model, not a curated record. The transcript has 29 exons. Lineage: Eukaryota; Metazoa; Chordata; Actinopteri; Cypriniformes; Catostomidae. Gene Ontology annotation, cellular component: microvillus; vesicle; cytoplasm. Gene Ontology annotation, molecular function: actin filament binding; microfilament motor activity; ATP binding.